GUUGUAAGAAUCCAUGCGGGACCGCGCCGGGGCGAGCAUCGCUAAGAUCUCUGAGUGGAGUCAUUUCCUGGUGCAGGACCACACAAAGAACGCGGUGAAAGUUCUAGCCAGGAAAGGAAACAUUGGCUUAAACCCUAAGGUUGCCUAGCAUUUCUUCUCUUUGGUAGCACCACAUCACAGGAGAAAAAUGUACGGGAGUGCAAGAACAAUCACCAAUCUGGAAGGUAGCCCUUCCAGAUCACCACGGCUGCCAAGAUCACCUCGUUUGGGCCACCGAAGAACAAGUAGUGGGGGAGGGGGAGGAACAGGCAAGACUCUGUCCAUGGAGAAUAUCCAGUCCCUUAAUGCAGCCUACGCCACGUCUGGACCCAUGUACUUGAGUGACCACGAAGGGGUGGCAUCAACGACUUACCCGAAGGGGACCAUGACCCUGGGCAGGGCCACAAAUCGAGCUGUGUACGGAGGCCGGGUCACAGCCAUGGGGAGCAGUCCCAACAUUGCUUCCGCCGGGCUUUCCCACACGGAUGUCCUUUCGUACACGGAUCAACACGGAGGGCUGGGCGGCUCCUCCCACCACCACCACCAGCUGCCGUCCAUGUUGAGGCAGGUAAGGGACAGCACAAUGUUGGACCUGCAGGCCCAGCUCAAAGAACUGCAGAGGGAGAACGACCUGCUACGGAAGGAGCUGGACAUCAAGGACAGCAAACUGGGGUCUUCCAUGAACAGCAUCAAGACUUUCUGGAGUCCGGAGCUCAAGAAGGAGAGGGUCUUGAGGAAAGAGGAGGCAGCUCGGAUGUCUGUCCUCAAGGAGCAGAUGAGGGUUUCUCAUGAGGAAAACCAGGAAUUGCACCGAAGAAGCCAACUUCAGCCGGAGCCAGCCAAAACGAAGGCUCUCCAGACUGUCAUCGAAAUGAAGGACACAAAAAUUGCUUCAUUGGAGCGGAACAUCCGGGACCUUGAGGAUGAGAUCCAGAUGUUGAAAGCCAAUGGUGUGCUCAACACAGAGGACCGUGAGGAGGAGAUCAAACAAAUUGAGGUGUACAAAAGCCACUCCAAGUUUAUGAAGACCAAGAUUGAUCAGCUGAAGCAGGAACUUUCCAAGAAGGAGUCAGAACUUCUUGCCUUACAAACCAAGCUUGAAACCCUUAGCAAUCAAAAUUCUGAUUGCAAGCAGCACAUUGAAGUGCUCAAAGAGUCACUUACUGCCAAAGAACAGAGGGCUGCCAUCCUUCAGACAGAGGUAGAUGCACUGAGAUUACGGCUGGAAGAGAAAGAAUCUUUCCUCAAUAAGAAAACAAAACAGCUGCAAGACCUUGCAGAGGAGAAGGGGACUCUUGCCGGAGAGAUCCGCGAUCUGAAAGACAUGUUAGAAGUAAAGGAAAGGAAAAUCAAUGUUCUUCAGAAGAAAAUUGAAAACUUACAAGAACAACUUAGGGAUAAGGACAAACAACUGACCAAUCUGAAAGACAGAGUGAAGUCCCUGCAGACCGAUUCCAGCAACACAGACACCGCGCUGGCCACACUGGAGGAGGCCUUGUCGGAAAAGGAGAGAAUAAUAGAACGCCUGAAAGAGCAGAGGGAGAGAGAUGAUCGGGAAAGGCUGGAAGAGAUCGAAUCCUUCCGAAAAGAGAACAAAGACCUUAAAGAGAAGGUCAAUGCUUUACAGGCUGAACUGACAGAGAAAGAGUCCAGUUUAAUCGACCUCAAAGAGCAUGCAUCUUCAUUAGCGUCUGCAGGACUGAAGAGGGACUCCAAAUUAAAAUCUCUAGAAAUAGCCAUCGAACAAAAGAAGGAGGAAUGUAGCAAAUUGGAAGCACAGUUAAAAAAGCAAGCUGAACAGUUGUUCAAUCAGACGUACAAUCCAGCGCAUAAUAUUGAAGAUGACUCCAGGAUGAACCCUGAGUUUGCAGACCGACUAAAACAGCUUGACAAGGAAGCAUCUUACUACCGUGACGAGUGUGGCAAGGCUCAAGCAGAAGUGGACAGGUUGCUGGAGAUCCUCAAGGAGGUGGAGAAUGAAAAGAAUGAUAAAGACAAGAAGAUUGCAGAACUUGAGAGGCACAUGAAAGAUCAGAAUAAGAAGGUGGCCAACCUCAAGCACAACCAACAGUUGGAGAAGAAGAAAAAUGCCCAGUUAUUAGAAGAAGUCCGCCGGCGAGAAGAUAGCAUGGCUGACAACUCCCAGCACCUGCAGAUAGAGGAGCUGAUGAAUGCCUUGGAGAAGACCCGGCAGGAGCUGGACGCCACCAAGGCACGCCUCGCCUCCACCCAGCAAUCUCUUGCUGAAAAGGAAGCACACCUGGCCAACCUCCGGAUUGAGAGGAGGAAACAGCUGGAGGAGAUCCUGGAGAUGAAACAGGAAGCACUACUUGCGGCCAUCAGUGAAAAAGAUGCAAACAUUGCCUUGCUGGAAUUGUCUGCCUCCAAAAAGAAAAAGACCCAGGAGGAAGUCAUGGCUCUGAAGCGGGAGAAAGACCGACUGGUGCAUCAGUUAAAGCAGCAGACCCAGAAUAGAAUGAAGCUGAUGGCAGACAACUAUGAUGAGGACCAUCAUCAUUACCACCACCACCACCAUCACCACCACCACCGAUCUCCUGGGAGGUCACAGCAUUCCAACCACAGGCCCUCUCCAGACCAGGAUGACGAGGAGGGCAUAUGGGCAUAGCCGGGCCUGUAAACCAAAGUUCCAGUUUUGUUUUGAGGGCUGUCGGAAGGGUUGCCUAAAAGGGUAGCUCAGCUCUGCAGCAAUAGCCUGAUAAUCUAUGGCAGCGCGGCUCUCUUCAUUGUCCACCAGCGGCCGCAGCGGCAGGUCCAAAAGGAAGGAGGAUUCUCACGUUCGCUUUCUUGCCUGAUUUUGUUGGCCUUGUUUCUCCGGAUUUGGGUGUAUAGGAAAUAAAGAAUGUGAUGGAGGAGAAAAAUGACAGGCUCUUCAUUUCCCACCAGGAUUUGGACCUUUAUAAAGUGACCAUCUCUGCUGAAAGCUGUGGGAUGAACGUUUCAUUUCUGUCGCUUUGCCCCAUGGAUGCAGUGACGCUACACAGGGUUCAAAGUGUGGAUUCAGCUUCUAUUGGACAGCUAGCUCCAUCACCUGUUAUCCUGCUGCUCAGUCUAAGUGGUCCUAACGCAUAGAUUAUCAGGCGAUCUAAACUUGCUGAGUGCUGCUGCUGCUGUCCACGGUGCAUGGAAUAUUUGACAAAGAAAGCAAAAGACCAAAAACUGAGAGAGCCUUUACCCUCCUCUGUUUCUGUAAUCUGUUGGUCAAGGAACCACAUUUUGAUGGUAUUAUGUGUUGUUACCUCUGGGCCAGGUUGGAAAUGAAAUCAAUUUUUUAAACCACUAAAAACUUGCCAAGAAAUCGCCUUAUGAGAACAUGGUGUGUGUCUCUGACAGUGCGUGGCACAUCUAAAUUGGUCAUUCAUAAUUUUAUUGUCCCGCUCAUGUACCAGAGAGUGAUAAAAGCCUGAGGCACCUGCAUAUAUGCUGCCUAUGCUCCUUGAACCCCGGGGCUGGGACAGGACCUGGCCUCAGGCUCUUCUCCUUCUCACACAUGCAGGUCUCCAUACGAAACUGAGACUCCUUCAUUUUCAAGAUCCAAAUGCUGGGCAAGCUCUGGGAGCUUGGGUCUUCUGUAAAUGGAGGGUCAUUUCUCAUUGGGGUUUUUUCGUUGUUGUUAUUGUUUUAUUUUAUUUUUUUUUAAGAAAAUGUCUCCAACAUGGAUUCCAAAGCAUUUUCAGCAUCAAACAUGGAAACAUUGAUGAAUGAAGAGCAAUCACAAAUGCUGUAUGUCUGUAAAUAGCAUUAUACAACUUGUCUGUGGAUACAGAGUUCUUAUCUUGAAGCACAUGCCAGGGAAAGAGACCACAUUCCAAGGUCUUUUGAAUACAGUGACAAGGUACUAAGGAGAAUUCAACUCCUGCUGCUUCCUCUGAAGAUUAAAAAUUAUUAGUCAUUACAACUUCAUAAAACCACACUACUGAACCUGGCAAGUGUGCAGCUCUUGUAUUGACCCAUUUUCUUGUCAAUGGGAGGAACCCUCCCGCCUGCAUUCCUAAAGGACAAACAGUGAAUUUAAGCAUGAGUGGCCUUAAUAAAUACAAUUGUCUUUCUUUGCUGCUGUGGAAAGGAUUCUAAGCAGAAGCUGCUGAAAUCUUGCAUUGAAUCUAAUCAUUAUUACUUUCCAACUGUUGGUGCAAUUAACUCUGGACCUCUCUCAUGAGCCAUAGAGAUGUUUAAAAGCAAACCCCUUAUUUGCUGGGGAAAGGAAACUGUUCCUGAGUUGCACCUUUCAUUCCCGGUGCGUCAGGCGUAAUACAUUAACGCAGGUUUCUUGCUUUGGGCUUCAUUCUUGUCAGUAAAUAGUGAAACUGUGUAAAGCUUACGUGUUACAUAAAUGAUCCAAAUACAUUCAUGUUUAAAAAGUUUGUCCUUUAACUAUCAGAAGGAUCUAGGUCUUUGUUAGAGAAGGGAACAGAGUUCUUUGCAAGUUUAUUUAGUACAUUUUGGCAGAGUGUUGCAAUGAAAACCCAAGCCAAACCCCGGUUCCCAGGUACAGUUUGGGUGUCCUCAGAAAAGUCCUCACAGCCUCCUGCCACCAAGUCCUGACCUGAACUCUGCAACUAACUACUUGAAAUAUGCAGUAGGAGAACCAGGAUGGUAAAUGGGGUCCUUGAAGUAGCAAACACAGUGGCCAGCCAUGUGUAGUUAGCUAUUUCUACAUAUGUGCCAAUUUGGUUACAUCUAAUGUUUGGGGAUCAUUUUUCUUUUGCCCUGCUUUUGUUGGUUGAAAGUAUUGUUGAUCUUAUUUUCCUGCAAGCAUAUCGUUUGGUCCCUGAAAAAUAAAAUUCUAUCUAACGAAAUAUCAUUUCCCAUUUUGUAUAAUAUUCUCUAAAGUUUUGGGGUUAGGAAAAAAAAUCCCUUUUCACACAUUGCAAAUAGUGUCUGGGUUUACAACAAACACUGUGAUGUUCAGAAGAUAUUUCCUUUGUGCAAACUCUAGCAGGUUCCCUUCUAAUCAUAGUGUAGUUGAAAUUAAGCAAAAAGUUUGGGCUAACAUUUAGGAAAAAGUGGCCUACAUCUUACUGUGUGCAAAAGCAGGCUUGUAUUUAGACCCCUUUUGAUUUCUAUAGACAGUCUCAAUUUUGUAUCUAAUGAUUUGUGUAUUGAGUAUGCACGUUAACAGCGUGUCAACUUUCAUUUGAAAGUGGGUUUUACUUUUUAAACAGUGUUUUUGAUGAGACCUCAAAUGUGUUGACCUAAGCUCUAGCCACAGUGUUUUUGUGUAGAGUGCCGUUUGAAUGCUGCCAGGGGUCCAUGUAUCUAAUUCCCUGAGACCCUUGUUUGAUAGUGCUUCUUGUAAUAUUUCUUCAAGUGAGUGGCAUGUGGGUUGUGAUAUUGAUCCAUGUGAUUAUGGACAUCGAUAUGAAAAAAUAAAUAAAUAAAUAAAAUUAAGGAACCCUUGAAACUACCAAUGGGCAUGUAUCAGCCAGUCAUUGUAACCUCGUGUCUAGUAGAAAUACCAUGUGCAAGGUAUGUACAGCUCAUAACUUUGUUAUCAUGUGUAUGAGGAGUACUUUGUGCCGAUUGUCUUAUUUAUAUCCAUCAAAUAAACCUUGUUUCUUU
Psammomys obesus (fat sand rat) is the source of this 5619-nucleotide messenger RNA. RefSeq names its product ELKS/RAB6-interacting/CAST family member 2 (gene Erc2). The record is from RefSeq and is a predicted model, not a curated record. NCBI's taxonomy places the organism in Eukaryota, Metazoa, Chordata, Mammalia, Rodentia, Muridae. Gene Ontology annotation, molecular function: structural constituent of presynaptic active zone. Gene Ontology annotation, cellular component: cytoskeleton of presynaptic active zone. Gene Ontology annotation, biological process: neuromuscular synaptic transmission; regulation of synaptic plasticity; maintenance of presynaptic active zone structure.